Orbicella faveolata is the source of this 948-nucleotide messenger RNA. RefSeq lists its product as uncharacterized. The record is from RefSeq and is a predicted model, not a curated record. NCBI's taxonomy places the organism in Eukaryota, Metazoa, Cnidaria, Anthozoa, Scleractinia, Merulinidae.
GACUAUCUCUGGAAGUAGUCUACAAUUUCCGAACGGAUUUUCCGCAAAAUUACUGUUCCAUUUGACUUACAACCGAAAUUUGCGAAUAUUUUUGCCAAAUGGUAAGCACCCCGUAGGCCCUAGGAACCACAGGUUCAUUUAUGGGCUACCUGUGCUUUACUGAACUUUGGGAUGCCUGUGAGGCCGACUCCAUACGGUAGCUUCCGUUGUGUCGAAUUCUGGCCCCGCAAUCACAUACAGCUACAUUCCCCUUUGAUUUAGGUAUUUAUAGUCAGAACUGUGGUGAAGACCUCCAUAAUGUUCCUGGCCACUUUACAGAAGUUCUUCUUUCUGCUUUUGCUGAUCCAAGUCAUGGUGACGAAUUUUGCUCAGCACACCAAAGCCAAUGUGCUCAAAGAAUGCGUAAAUUAUACCGCUUGUAUUGAAACCUACGCAGAUGUCUACAGUGCCUUGGCAUCGCCGAAGAACUACUUCAACAUUGCUCUAGCUCUGUACCCUGCAAGGAAGCCUUCAUCUGUUCUUGUUCAUGUCAAUUUGCAUACAUUCAACCAAACGGGAAAAUCCUCACCAGUUCCGUACACAUGGAGCAUGUCGUGUCUAUACGCUGCUUUCCCUGCCGAGGUUCUUGAGUUAUUGUCUCUUGGUUCGAUCCUAGUCACAUCUCGAAAGCGAGAAUUAAAUAUCACAAUUGCACCGUUCUGUUCUAAUGUCUCUGAAGAUGACCGCUUUAUAAUGAUCGACAGAGUACUGGCUGAGCUUCAAGAUCUGGCCGUGAGUCCAAAAAUAGAGGAUCCAACGCUGAACACAGCUGAGUGUGUAAUACAGGGUCAUGAGCCAGACAUAUCUGCUACAGGACGCAGCGCUUACAUCAGAGCAAUCUUAUGCAGCAUCCCUGGAUGGGAUACUAGUGCGAUGGCAGAUAACCUCACGUGGCCCAGCGACCAAUAG